GAAUUUUGAAGGCCGUUUUAAGAACAGUUGGCUCAAACCAAAUGGGGUUUUCAACUGAAAAAAUUUAUGUUUUCCUUUGGGUUUUUUUUGCCACUUGAUUUCUAGCUUUUAUAAAUUUUUAUUUCCUAGAAAAUCAUGUAUUUCGCACUUGAUUUUCUCUUCUAAGUUUUUUUCCUAGAAAAUCCUGUAUUUCACCAGUUGUAAGGUUUCCCAAAAAAAAGUAUAGACUUUGUUUCUUCCUUGGUUUUUUCAGACUGCCUUUUGGCUUUGUUGUUUUUUUUUUGCCACUUGCUUUGACUACGCUUCCUCUUUUCGGCUUUACUUUGUGCUGUUGCCAAUGGCAAUGAAUAGUGUUUUUUUUCAGUUGUUCAACAAGCUCGCGAAUUAAUGCUGAGGGCCAAAGCCAUAAAUAAAUGCCCAAAACGAUUACGGAAAUGUUCUAACAACACGACACUGAAUUUUAUCCUGUUUUGUACUUCAGUUCGCUCUCUCGGUUGCGACUGCGCAGUUUGAAAAUUGAAUUGGAAGUGUUGUUGGCAUUUCGUUUUCGCUGACGACGUCAGGAUUCGGAAGCAGCGUGCGCAAGGGAAUUCAAAAGAGAGCUGUCACGGGGAGAGGGUUGCCGAGCAGCCAGCCGAUAACAGCUGGCGGUAACUCUGCAAAACUAUCGACUAGUGGUAACCGAUAUAAUAAGGGAAAACCCAGAGUUAAAAAAGGUAUUCCACUUCGCGACUUGGUUGUGCCAAAUGUAUACUUUAAAAGAAAGAGUUACAAUAAAAUCAAACGCAACAAAACAGUCAAUAGUGGCCAAGCAACAAAAAGCUAUUCUAGCUAUUAAAAACCAGCCUUCGGCCCCAAAUUUUUCAUUAAAAAUCAUUUUGUUUGAUUUUAGUUAUCUAAGCAAAGUUCCAGAGAAGUUUAAUAAGAAUUUAAACUACAUAUGUAAGUUUACUUUAAUUUACCUAAUUAAGUAAAUUUAAUAUUAAUUAAUGUUCAUUAGUUCGAUUAUACCCGCGAUUGCUCUUUUAAUCAAACCCCUUUAUAAUUUUCUUUGCGUACGUCUAUACAAAUUCCCGAAAAGAGAGUGCGUGGGAGAGUGAGAAGAACAGGUGGCAACAAAUAUGAGAGUGCAAACUGAUGUUAAGAACGAAGGAAGGAGGAAACUCCACUUGAGAAGUGAUGAUACAAUGAAACGUAAUGAUUUACGAUAGAAAGGCUGUCCCCAUAAUAGCGAUUUCGGCCGUCGCAUUCGCCGUUGAAGUGAUAUUCUGGAUAAAAAUAGCUCUGACCAGGCACGAUGUUUCCUAUACUGCAAACUCGGCAGCCUGCGAUAAUCUCGAGACCCGCAACAGCUUGUAUUACCCAGCGCGAUACCUUAAGUUUUGGAGAAUCAAUCAAAGGUGCGAGGUUCCACAAGGUUUAAUUCUUGCUAAGCAGGCCGGCACGGCAGGACCUUCAUUUGCGGAGGGCGGUGACAAAAAAGAUGAGAAAAAUACAAAAUAUACCGGUAUGCAAGUGGCAGGACAUGCUGCCUUGACUGCAGCCGCACUCGGUUUGGCUUCAGCAGCGAAUAUUUGAACGAGGCUUACUCUAAAUAUGAUCAAGUUUGCCUCCCAAAAUUGAAUAGGAUCCGGAUACAACAAAUAAGUUGAUGUUUGAAUGCUUUGGAGGCCAGACACUCGCGGUGGCUUGGUAUGGAUUCGCGAGGGUUCGGACCGACUAAGCUUGGUCCGUGGCCUCCAGUCCAUAUGAAUAGCAAUUGCAGCGUUUUAAAAACCAAAGCAACAUUCAACAUUGCUGACCGGAAGGAAAUGAAGGCCCACCGCAGUACGAGUUCACGUAGGAAACCACAAAAGCGAAAUAUACAGGAUCGCUCUAG
Messenger RNA from Drosophila gunungcola (fruit fly), 1879 nucleotides. RefSeq lists its product as uncharacterized. Lineage: Eukaryota; Metazoa; Arthropoda; Insecta; Diptera; Drosophilidae. Bases 1198 to 1578 code for a protein of 126 amino acids. The record is from RefSeq and is a predicted model, not a curated record. The transcript is spliced from 4 exons.